This is a messenger RNA of Acanthochromis polyacanthus (spiny chromis), 6305 nucleotides long. It is a transcript of the gene bcorl1, whose product is annotated as BCL6 corepressor-like 1. Gene Ontology annotation, molecular function: protein binding; transcription corepressor activity. Gene Ontology annotation, biological process: negative regulation of transcription by RNA polymerase II. Gene Ontology annotation, cellular component: nucleus. The coding region runs from base 277 to 4866 and encodes 1529 amino acids. NCBI's taxonomy places the organism in Eukaryota, Metazoa, Chordata, Actinopteri, Pomacentridae. The record is from RefSeq and is a predicted model, not a curated record. The transcript is spliced from 12 exons.
GAAGUGGGAGAAUGUGCUUCCUUCGAGGCUGUGUUUUUUACUUUCUCAAAGGUAUUUCCAGGCUCGACUUUGUUUGGUCUGAGCGAGUUGCCCAGUGGCGUGUGCGCGCGGACUGCUGCAUACAUUUGCUGGCCUACAUCAGAGCGGAUGAAUUCAAUUGUGGCGGAGCAGAGCGCGAUCGCAGCACAAAGACAAACUAGCUCAUAUCACUGUAUUUCAAGGGAAACUCUCACCUGACUGACACCCCCUGAGGCAUGCUGUGCUAAAGAAACACCUAUGCAGGUGGAUCCCACACUAAUGAAUGUAGGGGAUGGAGGCACGGUGAGCAGAGAGAUCAGUGCUCCAAAUAAAGCGUCUGCGAGUAUGGUGGGAAAUCCCCCCCAGACGCUUCCCCCUGAGUUUCGAGGAGAUGUUACCCUCAGUCAGCAAAACAAGACCACUCCAACAAAAGACUGUAAGACAGUAAAAGCCUGUCUGGACACGAGCAAUUACAACCACAGCCCCGAACUUUCUCCUCCUCAACAGCCCAACAAUGCACCAAUGUCCAGCUCAGUCCUCGGCAGCUCAGAGAAGAGAACAGAAAAAAGGGCAGAAGCCACUAAACUCAAAACAGAUGGUGCUGGGGUCUUCCCCUCACCUCAGUGGUCAAGCGGUUUAAAAAAUAAUCGGGAGGACUCGCUCAACCCCUGUCACAGUAAUGUGACAUCCAGUAAGAAGUCACAUCCGCAAACGCAAUCUGUGCAAAGUGUUCCACCUGGGUUUCAGUGCUCUGCCAUGUUUAAACCAGCCCAGCCUGUUGCCUUCCUUCCUUCCCCUAAUUUUUCUUCUCCACUUUGUAAAAUAACUCUUCCACCAGCAUUGGGUCAGAUUGCGGCAUUGAGAGAAGCCACAGCCAGUCAGUUUCAGAAAGAAAUUCAGCCUCAAAGCUCAGGUGUCGGAGGGACACCUCUCAUGCGGACCUAUCCCUAUUCAUUGUCUGUGGGCCGGACUCCAGCUGCAGAGAAAAAAACAGGCACAUCAACUUCAAAACUCAAAUCUAACCACUCAUCAAGUAAGAAUGCCAAAUCUGUAGGAGAACAUAAGUCUUUAGCCUCUGUGGUAGCCUCACCAGCUAUUGCCCUACCAUUGCAGCACCCAUCAUUAACUUCAGGAGCAGCCACCCACUACACCUUGUCUCCCACUGCUGCCAUUUGCUGUGGUUCUGCACUGGCCAGCAUCACCUCUCAAAGCAGACUGCUGAACCAUGUGGAGAAAGGCAACAGCAUAGACAAGACAGCCAUGGGGUCCAUUAAAACAGCACCUCCCUCUGCUGCAGAGGACCACACAGCUUGCUCAAUUGAAUCAAGAGACGUACCUCUUGAUUUGUCUGCUAAAUCAAAACGCCCAAAAUGCAUAAAUGACCCUCCACUUACUAUGAUGGAGCCUCAUAAUAAUGAGUCAAAUCAGAGGGAUUUUCUGAAUUCAAAGAGGACUCAUUCUACUGCUUAUAGCUCUGCUGUGCAAUACCCUGUCUUACCAAAUACACACAGAAAUGGUUCUCAUUCAAAGCAAAUAAACAGGCCUCAGAAUCACCAGAUCCCAGAGCCCAAACCCACUUGGGGUAAGGGAUCUUCACAGGACUCAAUAAAAAACAUCCCAGGCACAUAUGUAGGUGUGGCUAGCCCCAUCCUGGCUUCUACUCUAAGGGGCAAAGAUGGAAAAGGGACCUUUGCAGAUGAAUUUCAGAGUUUUGCAAAGCAGGAGUUUAUAUCUAUAAUUGACCAAGGAGAACAUCUGGCCUCAGGAGGAAAGAAGCCAUCCUGUCUGAUGAAGGGUAACCAACAUGCCCACAGUGUCAAGCAUGUUAAAAACACCAGCACAGCCAUAGCUAAGAACUGUCCCCCUAAAGGAGCCCUGACCACUGCCCUGUUAAGCUCUGCCAACACUCAGAUUCAUCAGAAAUCUGCACCUGGCAAACCAGGGGUGCCAUACUCGACCACAGUUGUAAAUCCAGCUUGGCAACAGCCGUCACAUCUUCCACAGCAAGCCUCGUCUGUUCAUAGAAAAAUCACACAGGGAUCUCCAAAGACCAAGGGUCUCCCAGUUACAGAAGCAAGUAAGUUUCAGAGUGGUCAUCAUAGCCCGUCCAAACCUGAGGAUGAAAAGUGGGAGAGAAUGAAGUCUCCUCUGUCUAACCUUGCGUCCAUUGUAAAGCAGCAAGCUCUAGAAACGACAGCACUGACAGGCGAUAAUAACCCUCAAGCUUCUCCUGUUGCAUCAAGGAAAGCCGAUGUUCCGAAUCCACUUACUGGGAGCCAAGACAUCCAAUCUAAACAUUCUUCUGCUUUCGAAUACCCACCAUACUGGUCUGUGGAAAAAUGGCCUGGUGUGCCAUCUCAAGGGGAUUUGACUCAAGCUAUGAAAAGACAUGAGAAGCCGAACACCACUGAGCCUUUGGAGAAUAACACUGACAUACACACCAGUCAGGGGGAGCACGUGGGACUGCAAGCGAAGCAGGGCUCCUCCAAGCCUGCUGGCCAGUCUCAUCUCUUUGGGAGCAAUGCAUCAACAAAUGGGAACAGGAUGGAGAGUAAACUAGCCCAGGUGUUGGAGGGGGAGAUUUUGAGGAAAGAAAGUGGGACGUCAGACAGUCCUCCCAGUGAAAAAUUGGAGGGCAUGGUUGCAUCUAUUCUUACAGGCCAGUGUGCAGGGGGAGGCGAUAAGUUUGAGAAGAAAACAAACGGAACCAAAGAGGAGUCGCCAACCAAAGCAAAAGCUGCUGCCAUCAAACAAAAGAAGACGAGUCCUAAGAAGCCAGCAAAGGAUAAAUCACCAGCAGACCCAUUAAAGAAGGCUGCAGGAAAGAAAAAGCAAGACACAGAAAAUACUCCGAUCAAAGUGUCUUGCAAAAAGAAGCGGAAGAAACAAUGUACACCUGUGCUGGAGCCGACUCCGUCUGUGGGAAAACUUUCCCCACAAAGUAAAGAGUCGAUUCCAAGGGACAACAUCAGUCCAAGCAAGGAUGAGCAACCAACCCGCAACAAAGCAGUUACAGAUAGCGGCAGCAGUCCUCAGAGUGUAGAGACUCCAGUGUCCCUCAGUAGCAUUGGCGUAUCCAGUAAGGAGGUCGAAACUACAGAGAGCUCCUUCCCGAGACUGAGGAGAGGACGACGGCGAGGUGACGACGCUCGACUUGAUCUCUGGGGCUUUGCAACACCUUCCCCUCCACCACCACCAAUGGCUCCUACAGCAGUUUCCCAGUCAGCCCCUCUGACUCCCACCCAACCUGCCCGCCGCCCAAGAGGGAGGCCACGAUCAAACCCCCUGCCAGAACGUAUGUUACAGGGCAAAGGCAAGACGGCCAGCGCAGAGGGUGACACACCUGCUCAAAAGAAACGCCGGCGAUGUCGUAACAAGAAGUACCAGACCGGUGAAUACAUCACUGAGAAAGACAAACUGGAAGAUGGAGAGCAUCAACAAGAGUCUGACUCCCUGAGACAGAACACUGAAACCCUAGCAGAUCCGCACCCAGAUCAGUGUCCGAGUCCCACUGACCGCAGUCCAGAGCCUCCUCCACGGAGACCCUCAUUCACUCGCUCAGGAUCAGUCCGCUACCAGGAUAGUGAGGAGUCUCCGGAGUGCAAUGAUAAGCCUUCAGGGAAGAGGAAGUUCAAAAGCAAACACUUGUGUGACAGUGAAGAACCGAAGAGUAAGACCAAACGCAGUAGUGGGGGGAAGCGUGGGGCCUCGCUUGCCCUGGAAGAUGAAGGUGCCGGUGUGAAAAGACCAGUUAGCCCACCACCCACUCCAAAAAGUUUGCCGUCUUCUCCAUCCAAUAAGAAAAGUUCACCGGGACGCAGCAGUGGUUCAGACACUCCACCCAAAAAGCCAAUUCCUCCGGAGGUUCGGCGAUUGAUUGUCAAUAAAAAUGCAGGGGAGACCUUGCUGCAACGUGCUGCCCGCUUGGGCUAUCAGGAUGUAGUCCAGUAUUGUCUUGAAAAGGACAUCAGGGAGGUUAAUCGGCGGGAUAACGCUGGUUACACAGCUCUCCAUGAGGCGUCCUCUCGAGGUUGGACUCAGAUUGUCCAGAUGCUGCUGAAACACGGUGCAGAUGUCAACUGUAGCGCUCAGGACGGAACACGGCCACUUCAUGACGCAGUAGCGAGUGAUAACCUACCGAUAGUCUGGCUGCUUCUGAACCACGGUGCCGACCCGACCCUGGCAACCUACUCUGGACACACGCCGGUCAAACUGGCACAUAGUCCCAGCAUGAAGACCUUCCUCACAGAAUACUUUACAGACCUGGAAGGCCGCAAUGAACAGGAUCCCAGUUUACCGUGGGAUUUCUACAGUAGCUCCCUGUUUGAGAUGGACCAGGAGCCGUGCUGGGACUUUCUGCUGUCUGAGCAGAACCAGGAGCUGGAUGACGACGUAACGGGGAACACCGAGCGGGACCCGGACAAAGACUGCCUUCUGUUUGAGUUCUCCUCCGAGCCUCUCCUACCCUGCUAUCAUGUUCAGGUGUCAUUAACACAGGGCUUUUGCAACUGGUUCCUCCUGACAGACGUGCUGAAGCGUCUGAAGAUGUCAUCGCGGAUCUUCCGGGCGCGUUACCCCCACUUCGAGGUGGUGAAUUUGUCUCACACCGAGCUCUGGAGGCAGGUUUCAGUCAGCCAGGUGAGCUCCGCUUUAGCGUCUCCAUACAGAGGCAAAAACAAAGAGGAAGACAAUGAAGAGGAGGAGGAGGGACUUGUGGAUCUGGUGCGUUGUGUACCAGAGCUCCAGAGACUAUUGGGCUCCUGCAUUCACAUCCUGCAAGAAGACGAGGAGGAGGAGGAGGAGGAGGAAGAGAUGCUGGCGAACACAGGGAAGCCUUGCAGCCGAUAGCCUCCCUGGCUACGCAGUCCUCCACCAUUCAGACACACUGUUUGUGGACACCAGAGUCCUUCAGUGCAAGGAGCAGCUCCAAGGAAACCUCUCCGUCCGUGGUAACGAGGGUCAUGGGUUUUAACUCCAGCCACAGUAAAGACUCGACACUCCACAGAUAACCUUUGACCUCAGACAGAAGUGAUCUGAAGGACCUGCACACCGGAGUGGUCAGUGCUGGAAAGCAGCUUUCAGGUUCCUAUCUAUAGGUAUAUUUGAAUACACGAGAACUCUUGAGCAAACCUUUUUUAUUGAUUAUGUACGUACCUGGUAGUGUAUAUGUAUAUCUUGCCAUCAGGGUUAACACAUUUGGUUAUAUAAAUGUAUUCUUGGGGCAAGGGACGGACAACAUUUAGGACUUUUUGUUUGAGCUUGUUCCUGAGGGAAAGCGAUAUUUUUCGACGGGAGAUAAUCCGAGGCUUUUAUCUUGGUGAACUCUUGCGUAAAGCUAAGACGCUUAAGUCAGGGAGGCCAUUGGCCCAGAUGGUUUCUCUGGCAACCUGGAGAUCUGGAGACCUGCAGAGAAGAGACCAUGGCACAUGAUAUUCAGACAUAAUCACCGGCCCAGCUCGGAGCCUCAUUUCCAUUUCCUCUCUGUCAUUUCUCACUUUAUCUUCCUGAGUAGAUCAGUGCUGGACGGACCUAAGAGCUCUCCAUGUUUCUUUCUCCUGCACAUUUCACAGAGUACGCAGCACUACGCUGUCCCAGUCCCUGCUCACAGUAUGAAAUAAUGCUCUUUUGGACCUUGAGAUUGAGAGUUUGUUUACAGAGUUGGACAGAUCGUAGUGUUCUCCGCUCCUCCUGAACUCAAACAGAAUCCUGUGGAUCUCUCUCAGAGGAAAAGCUGAACCAUCUCUGGAGUCCAGAGGAGCUGAGACGCCAUCUUAACUGCAGCCACGACUGUCCCCCACGUCCUCCUAUGGUGUUUCCAGAUCCCAGAGUGCUUUGUGUUGCAGUGUUUUAUUUACACUGAUUGUUGUGCUUAAUUUAAUAGUCAUUAAUAUAUUUGACCUCUUGUGUAUCUGACAACCCUAUCUAUGAGAAAUGCUUUCUAUGGUUGGUGCUUCAUUCUGAAAUGUACUUAUUAGGAUCCCUUUAUUCUGAGAUUUUCCUCCCUCAUUCAAAAACAGUAUUUCAAAAAAGCAAAAGUACAGUUUUAUUGUACUGGUGCUACGAUAGAUUUUGUGUUGACAAUCAAUGAAGUUUUGGUUUGAAGUCACAAACUAAUAAAGGAUAUUUAAGAAGAAGAGACUUAAGGUGUAAAGAGAAGUAUAGUUUAGUUAAAGUAAAUGGGUUACAACAAGACUGAAAGACGGAGACGUGUGUGAGAUCUUGAAAGAGCCUUUUAUUUGAUUCUUUUAUAAGAAAUCAGCAAGAAUAAAGCAUGAUUGUGAAUCAUA